AUGAAAAUUAAAGUGAGGACACAGUCCUUUGGCGACAUCGACGUUGACAUUCCGCAAACGUCCAGUGUAUCUACGCUUAGGCCGAUUGUAGCUGAACGUACGGGUCUGGACGCCGCAACUUUACGCUUUAUCUUUCACGGUCGGGUUAUGGAAGAUGGAGAUAUUCUUACAGAGCGUGGAGUCAACGAUGGAACAACUGUUCUUAUGGUUACCAGACGCCCUCCUGGAGCCACCGAUAAUUUGCCAACGGACAGCAGCAGUGGAACCAGUAGUAACAGCCCAAGACAACCGACGACGACUAAUUUAGUCAACGCCGAGAUCAAUAUCAUGAGAACAGGCUUUUUAUCCAAUCGAGAAAGGGCAGUAGAGUUGAUACGAAAUACAGUUCGAAGGUUUGCUGCUCCGCUUAGUUCUAGUCUUUCAUGGGAUGUUGAUUCACGGGAAAAUCUUCCCCAGCAGGGCGACCUUACUAUAAUUGUUCGUCUUCUGGGGAACCAAAUUAAUCACCCUAGUUCGGGCGCCCGGGCUCGCAUACUUAGGGUCACCGACAUACUUUCUCGGAUAAUUCUGGCUAUGCAGAUUAUUAAGGACGAAUUGUGCCAGCUGGUUGAUGAUAUCCUGGCUCACAACUACGUAGUUAAUGAUGAAUCAUUUGCACAUUUGGAUGAAUGUGUGUUGCGCUUAGAGGAAACUUUACUCGUUCCACGUUCACACGAAAUCGUUAGUUCUUUGGCGACGGUCUCACAAGGUUCUACUGAAGGGCCCGCGGAAGGUUCAGUUCUAAGUAUUUUCCGCAAAGAUCAUAGUGCUUCAUUCGCGCGUAAUCGUUGGUUUACAACCAGGCAUUCAACUCGACUACAGUACUCGCAACUUUUGGAUCACGUUAUCGCUACACAAGCUGACUUCAGCGCGCAGAUAUCGAGCUACCAAGCCAUGCUCAGGAAUCCGCAAGUCUUUUGUCUCGAUGAUUAUGCGCGAUGUGUUGCCCAAGUAUUUCAAGAACAUACACGGAGAAUGUUUCACUGCUUUGGGCAUGUUUUUCACUGCCUCUCUGAUAUAGCAGAUACCUUUGAAAGUCCAGACCGGGACCGAUUGACGCCAACUUUACCAGAGUCGGGAAGCCCUUUUCGAACCGAGGCGCUUUUUCGAAUAGUAGCACUUACCGGCGAGGAGUCAAGAAUCAGGAGAUUAGGACAGCAAGCCGCGCAGGCAUUUCGUUCUGAUGCUCAUCAUCCUCCCAUGCAUGAUGUUCGAAUGCAAAUUGUCGGUAAUGUUAGAAGAUGCGGAUCCCCAUCAAACUUAGUUACAAUCUUUCCUCGUUUUGGGUCAAACCAGUCUUUCGUGCAGUUCCCGACUCCUGUUCCUAGUAGUUUUGGUUCUUUAGACAUUGGUGGUCCCUUUACUAUGCUGCAAAGACUGUUUCCUGUGCCCUCAUCGUCUGCUCACCCUUCUAGUUCGGCACCCUCAACUUCUGCAUCAGCUUCAUCUAAUUCAUCUGCGCCUGUAGCUACCAAUGCAAACACGUUGCGGAAACCCACUCCAAACGCUGUAUCUCAAAAUGAUAGUUCAUCUGCAACACAGUCAAACAGACCAACUAAUGCUAAUGCUAGAUAUGGAGAGCGUCGAACUGGUGUUCUUCGAUUGUUGCUUACUGAAGCAUUAAAUCAUUUAUUAGGCAGUCGUCCUCGAUCUAGUGCCAGCUCAGGAAGCACUGGAACUGCUUCGACCGCUUCACACCCUCCCAGUUCUGCAACGAUGACGACAACUGCUGAAAACCCGCGUUUAAACAGGAGCGGGUCUGGCUCACUAACAUUUCAGGGCUACAAUAUAUCAGCAACUCACCCAACUCCCACUCCACAGUCGUCUCAACAUAUUAUGGUUCCCGGCGUGAUUGGGCAAUUCGUUGUGGAAACUGUUGGUCCGGAGGGAGUGCGACAACUGUUUAACGCUGCAAUGCAGGCAGUGACAAGGCCACCAGGAGCUCAACACGUACAUGGUGGUCCUGGUGUACCUCCCAGUUCUCGCCUGAUAAUGGGUUCUUCCGGAGUGCCGCCACCAUGGCUAUCUGGACCAGUCUUUAUGACCGACAGGUAUCUUCCUUGCCGUAGUAAUUUUGCGAGCACAAUUCCAGAAACGAAUCGGACACCAAGUUAUCAAAAUGCAUUAAGAAUCAUACGUGAGGCUGCACUAAGGUAUGAACGAAGCUUAACUGAAAAUUCAGAACAGCGAAGUGAGGCGGAAUUGGUUUCGGAUCGUUGGUCUGCGCUGAGAGAAACUGAUGAAAGAAAUACUCGUAGAAUCCUUGGUGGAAAUGUGGCUGAAAUUGGUACGACGCAGAAUGAUCCGGUUCAGUUUCAGCGUGUACUAGGGAGUAUUUUAGAAAGGAUUGUGCAUCAAAUGGCAGGAACUGACGCUGACAUUGCCGAAGACCUUGGUACCACCAGAAACGAUUUUGAAAAUUAUUUCAAUGAUCUUACUAGUGAAAUGCGUGGUGACAGGUCUGAGGGAGUUUCACACAAUCGAGCAGCAUCUACGUCACAGGAUAUUGAAAAUCAAAAUGCUGCCAAUACGCCUUCAACGUCGAGACAAGGUGGUAGUGCGUUACACCGUGUUAGUUCUGAGCCAGUUCUGACACAGAAUACUCCAAGGACGGCAAAUGAGGGAGGCGAUGGAAGAUGGAGUCGCGAAUUACAAGUGCUUCAUUUGAUAGCAGACAUAUUAAAUGCGCCUGGAGGUGCAACAGUCGGUCAGUUUUUACGUAGAGAAGGAUAUCAAUAUUCGCAUGCGGGUGGCGGUUUCCUAAAUCUGUUGAUUACAAUGUGUUGUGAAGUGCUCGAUACAACUGACUUCAUGCGUUUGCUGUCUGGUGAUCUGUCUACUUUUGGAACGUAUCGUCAGCAGAUGCGGAGAUAUAUUAUUGAACAUGUUUUGGAUGAUAAUAACCACCCUUCUUCUGAAGACUUGGAAAGUGUUGCUCGACGUUACCAACUUGGAGAAGGGAUGGUUAAUCGGUUAUUUGAAGCUGACCCCAAUUUGAGGAGAUUUGUAGAUGUUCCUGAAAUUGGGCGUGUUGACGUAGCAGCUAGUGCCUUAAACAUCGACCGUUUGUUCCUCCAGAGGCUUUUAUCACUCUUAGUCAAUAGUUCAGACGGUCUUUCCGCUGGAGAUUUCUCAAAGAAGAUGAGUGAACUGUUUUCUGGUUACUUUCGACGUUUUGUUGCCAUUGCGAAUUUGUCGUCAAAUAGCCCCACCGGUUAUUCAGAUGUUUUGAUGCAACUAACGUUAAACAAUGCAUCUGAAGGGGAAGAACGUUUUGGGAGUGAAGCCGCAGCGUUCUUGGAAUCAAGAAAUGACUACCUUUUGCUGAGGACAUUGAUGGAGUCUAGCUUACCACGUUUAGAAGCUUAUUUACGUCAGGAAGCUCCGUUCAAUGUUUCGGACAUUGCUAACGAGCUUGUAACAUCGGAAGCAACAACUGACGAGCUUUCGUGGAGCACCGAUUCUGCAGAAACAGUAAUUGCUGCUAGCAGUCGACCUGUCAAGGAAGUGAAUGAAAGCAGUUCCAGAGCAAAAAAAGCUAUGAAAUUGCAUAGACUUUCCAAUAAUCCACUGCCUUGUAAAAAUACAAAACCAAACCUUAAUUGUUUACCUAAGCCUUGGAUUAGUGUAAUAGAGGAAGAUGUACGUUUUCAGUCAAGUACCACUUUUUCUGAGCCGUUAAGUGAAGCGUAUUUAAGUGGCGACCCGUUCGUGCAGGCGAGUAAAAAGAAAAAGUGUGGUACAACGAGGAGAUACGCAGGUGAUGGUUCAGGACCUUCGAGCCAUUACAAUGCAUCGUCUGGGAGAAAUUUUAAUGAUGCUGCAAAUUCAAAAGAGAAAAAGAUGCUAGAAGGCGGUAAUUCCAAAAACGAGGGGGAUCUUACAGCGAUGGAAAUUGACAGUAACGAAUGUCCUGAUGAACAGUCUCACUUGUCAAAAACUUCCUAG
Molecule: messenger RNA, 3987 nt
Organism: Enterobius vermicularis (human pinworm)
Lineage: Eukaryota; Metazoa; Nematoda; Chromadorea; Rhabditida; Oxyuridae
Source: the annotation of a GenBank genome assembly